This is a messenger RNA of Populus nigra (black poplar), 2266 nucleotides long. RefSeq lists its product as uncharacterized. The record is from RefSeq and is a predicted model, not a curated record. Bases 670 to 2025 code for a protein of 451 amino acids. The transcript is spliced from 7 exons. Gene Ontology annotation, molecular function: hydrolase activity, acting on carbon-nitrogen (but not peptide) bonds, in linear amides. NCBI's taxonomy places the organism in Eukaryota, Viridiplantae, Streptophyta, Magnoliopsida, Malpighiales, Salicaceae.
UGUUCCAGUUCAGCUAGCAUUGAUUAGUUUUCUAUUCCAAUAACUGCUCCACGGAUCCAUAACCAUAUAUAUAUAUAACAAGCUAGCAUUUGUUAAGGCUUGGUUUCUGUCUUGGAAGUAGGAAAUGCUAGGAAGCAAAGGAAAUCACGCGAGGAAAAUGGUAAUCAGACGUAUGAACUUCAAACAUAUAAAGCACUAGCCAUAAAUCCGAGCCAACAAAUACACACCUGGGUCCUCAAAUUUACUAUCAAUUACAAUGAGCAUGAUCCUCUGCUAGUUUUCUUAUACAAUAUAGACUCGCUGCUUAAUCGUUUUGCAGCUACAAAACCUGAAUCAUGUAGCUGGGUUUGUCAGGUUUGGCUAUGAUUUAUUGUUUGUCCUUUGUUGGAAGGAGUACGCGGGACCAUAGGAAAAAAAAUUGUACUCAUUUGUUAUUUACUAAUACAAUUUUGACAUUGUAACCGUAAUUAUUUUUUAUUUAGUAAUAUAUUAAUUUAUUUUUAGCAUUAUCCCAUCAAAACAAACUUAAAAAAAUUAAAAUUUUUAAAAAUCACAGCAUGAACAAACAACGGGUCCUAACUGUACUAGUUAACUACUCCUCUUCCAUUAGUGAGGUAAUUUUACAACAAAAGAUUCCAUAUUCCCCCGCGCUCUCUCUGCAUUUCCACCAUGGCUCCUUCAACCCCAAGACUAGUAGUGCCAAUAGACUUGAAGAAGAAGCCUUGGGAGCAAAUACUCCCUCUCCACAACCGGUGGCAUCCAGGAAUACCACCAGUUGCUGAGGUUAAAGUCGGUGAGGUGUUUAGAGUGGAGAUGGUUGACUGGACUGGAGGUAUGAUCAAAGAUAAUGAUUCUGCAAUUGAUGUGAAAACCAUAGACUUAUCAUCUGUUCACUAUCUCAGUGGCCCAAUUAGAGUUUUGGACGAGGAAGGGAAGCCAGCACAGCCAGGUGAUCUACUUGCUGUUGAAAUAUGCAACUUGGGUCCCCUCCCUGGAGAUGAAUGGGGUUUUACAGCAUCAUUUGACAGAGAAAAUGGAGGUGGUUUCUUGACUGACCACUUUCCUUGUGCAACCAAAGCUAUUUGGUAUUUUGAAGGAAUCUAUGCCUAUUCGCCUCAAAUACCAGGGGUUCGAUUUCCAGGUCUGACUCACCCUGGAAUAGUUGGUACUGCACCAUCAAGGGAACUCCUGAACAUAUGGAAUGAAAGGGAGAGAGAAGUAGAGGAAAAUGGGCUCAAACAUCUGAAGCUAUGCGAAGUUUUGCAUUCAAGACCACUGGCAAAUCUACCAUCAACAAAAGGUUGCCACCUAGGAAAGAUCCAAAAGGGCACGCCUGAAUGGGAAAAGAUUGCUACUGAGGCAGCAAGAACAAUUCCAGGAAGAGAAAAUGGAGGAAAUUGUGACAUAAAAAAUCUUAGUAGAGGUUCGAAAGUGUAUCUUCCAGUAUUCAUAGAAGGAGCAAAUGUUAGCACUGGUGACAUGCACUUCUCUCAGGGCGAUGGUGAAAUUGCCUUCUGUGGGGCGAUUGAGAUGAGUGGGUUCUUGGAGCUCAAGUGUGAAAUCAUAAAGGGUGGAAUGAAAGAGUACCUUACCCCAAUGGGGCCGACUCUUCUUCAUGUGAACCCAAUCUUUGAGAUAGGCCCUGUGGAGCCAAGAUUUUCAGAAUGGUUGGUAUUUGAAGGCAUCAGUGUAGAUGAGAGCGGAAGGCAGCACUUCCUUGAUGCAAGUGUUGCAUACAAGCGAGCAGUGCUCAAUGCCAUCGACUACCUCUCUAAAUUUGGCUACUCCAAAGAACAGAUGUAUCUUCUGCUAUCAUGUUGCCCAUGUGAAGGAAGGAUUUCUGGAAUAGUCGAUUCUCCUAAUGCUGUUGCCACCUUUGCAAUCCCAACAUCUAUCUUUGACCAGGAUAUUCGUCCAAAAACGAAGGUGCCAGUUGGGCCCCGACUGGUGAGGACACCAGAUGUGCUAAAGUGCACUUAUGAUGGAAACUUGCCCAUAACUAAGAACCCCAGCGCCACGACUUGAACAGAAACAAGGUGCUUCAUGGAAACAGAAGGUUUUGGCUAAACCUUUUAUGCCUAAUAAUCAUAUCAAUGUCUAUAUGGAUGUGAUAAAACAUGGCUGCAAAACCUUCCAUGUCCGAGUUAUGUUCAUUAGCUCUUUGUAAUAAUGAAGAGGCAUGGAACAUCAUUUCAUGAGGUGAUGUUGGCCUUUUGCAUUAAAUCUAUUUUAUCUAAAUUUUAUGCUUUUGUUAUGCCACUACAAA